AUGAGUGAUAUCAGUGCAGAUGAAUAUAUUGAACAACAGCAGUUGUUAGAAGGAGAAGCUAAGUCUUCAAUGCCAUGGAAUCCAAAUAAUUGUACUUAUACGUUAGGUCCCUUAAGACAACAAGUUUUUGCUUGUAGAGAUCAUAAUAAGAUUGGUGUUUGUUAUUCUUGUUCAAUACAAUGUCACACUAGAUGUGAUAUUGUUGAAUUAUUUACAAAAAGAAAUUUUACUUGUGAUUGCGGAACUGAAAGGGAUGGUUUAGUUGAUGCUGACAACGGUUUUAGAUGUCAGUUAAGACAAAACAAAGAAGCUGAUAUACCUGCUUCUGAUAAUAGUUAUGGGCAUAACUUUGAUGGUCUUUUCUGUAUUUGUGAAAAGGAAUACAAUCCAGAUUCUGACUCUGUAAUGUUGCAAUGUAUCAUGGGUACAGAGUGUGAUGAAGACUGGUAUCACGAUUAUUGUAUUAUGAAUUUAGAUGAGAACAAAGUUGAAAGAUUACCUUUAAAUGACGAUGAUGAAGGUUCUGAAAAAAUAGUAAAGGGGUUCCCUCCUUUGGAUUCAUUUGAUGGUUAUAUUUGUUGGAAAUGUAUUAAAAAGUCGGAGUCAUUCUUCAAGUUAUUGGAAUCACAACAAAAUGCAGAGGAAUUAAUAGCUACAAAAUUAUACCGCAAUGGAACUAUCCAAGAUAAUGAGACGGAUGAAAACACUGAAAUCACAAAAAAAAGAAAAUUGGAUUUAGAAGAAAUAGAAUAUUCCUUACUAUUAAAGCCAAAUUACUCAGAAACUCUAAAGAAAAUAAUUAGUACAUUAAAGGAUGAAGACAAUAAUAAACUUCUAUCUUUUAUAGAAAAUAAAAUGUCACACCUAGUAGAUGAAGAACCUAUCUAUGAACCUCAGGAGGAUCAAGAUAUUAAUCUAGAUAGUUAUGGCCUAGCUUCAGACAUGUUACAAAGUACCCUACCACAUGGUAUGGCUAUCGAGGGUUUAGUAGCAUUCCAAAAACUUAAAACUAAACUAAGUAGCUUCUUUAAAGAAUUUGCUGAAAAUGGAGAAAUAGUUAAAGAGGAAGAUAUCAAGAAAUUUUUUGAAAAGAAAGAAGAUACUGAAUAA
This is a messenger RNA of Vanderwaltozyma polyspora DSM 70294, 1110 nucleotides long. RefSeq lists its product as uncharacterized. Gene Ontology annotation, molecular function: zinc ion binding; ubiquitin protein ligase activity. Bases 1 to 1110 code for a protein of 369 amino acids. Lineage: Eukaryota; Fungi; Ascomycota; Saccharomycetes; Saccharomycetales; Saccharomycetaceae. The transcript has a single exon. The record is from RefSeq and is a predicted model, not a curated record. Gene Ontology annotation, cellular component: cytoplasm.